AUGACGGACACGACCAUCAAAGGACUUCAGCCUUCUACCGAGACAUUCGAUGGCUCAGAACUGACCGUCUUGAUCGUUCAUGCGAGGUAAGCACCCCUGCUCGACUCCUUCCUUUCCACACCGAUCUUCUCACGGAUAGCAUAGCAUGCCUGCUCACGCCGUUAUGAAUCAUCCGUAGGUGGAACGAUACGAUCAUCUCGUCACUCGUCGACGGCACGGUGCAGAAGCUGCUCUCUCAGGGCGUCAAGAAGGAGAACAUCAGGAUCGAGACCGUUCCCGGAUCGUACGAGUUGCCCAUGGCCUGCGCGAGGUCAGUGACUGCAUGACAGUGUUCAUUGUUCUCCCGGAAAUAUUGAUGGAGCUCACCCCUGCUUCAUCAAAUCAUUCGACGUAUCUAACAUCGCAGCCUCAUCGCCUCGUCCUCUGCCAUCUCGGCCGUGAUCGCCAUCGGCUGCCUCAUCAAGGGCCACACCUCGCACUACGAAUACAUCUCCUCCGCCGUAACACAAGGACUGAUGCGCGUCCAACUCGACUCGGGCGUACCGGUCAUUUACGGCGUAUUGAACUGCCUGACGGACGAGCAGGCUUUGUUGAGGGCUGGUAUCGGAGGUGAGGGCAGGAAUGAGGGGCAUAAUCAUGGUGAGGAUUGGGGGGCGGCAGCGGUCGAAUUGGCAAGCAAGUGUCGAAAGUGGAAGUCGGGGUGA
Molecule: messenger RNA, 704 nt
Organism: Microbotryum saponariae
Lineage: Eukaryota; Fungi; Basidiomycota; Microbotryomycetes; Microbotryales; Microbotryaceae
Source: the annotation of a GenBank genome assembly